Ostrinia nubilalis (European corn borer) is the source of this 2250-nucleotide messenger RNA. RefSeq names its product neo-calmodulin-like. Bases 296 to 1057 code for a protein of 253 amino acids. Gene Ontology annotation, molecular function: enzyme regulator activity; calcium ion binding. Lineage: Eukaryota; Metazoa; Arthropoda; Insecta; Lepidoptera; Crambidae. The transcript has 9 exons. The record is from RefSeq and is a predicted model, not a curated record.
UCGCAUACGAGUUCUCAGUUUUGCUAGUUUUCUCUCUGGAAUCGACCGUUGGUUUUGUGCUAUGUUUGUGAUAAGAGUGAUGAAAAGGUUCAUUAUACAAAAUUCCACGCGGGCAAAGCCGCGGGCGGAAAGCUAGUCGAUAGUAUAAUUUCGCCAAAGCUGCGCAGAUUCAGUACGAAGCAGCUGCGGGCGUGGGAACGCCCGCGCAGACGAGACGAACAAACGCGCCAACAUAUUCUCCGCGGUGAACAACUUCUUCGCUGAUUCGCCGCUGGUGAAUCAGCUCAAAGGGAUCAUGACUCGACAAACGAGCAGCAGUGGGGGCGAGCCCGGCCCUCCAGACGACUCCCGGCCUGCCAGCAGAGAGCCUCCUAACCUGGCCAUCAGUCCCUCCGAGAGCAUAAUAUCGGAGCGCUCCUGCGGCAGGGGUCAGCAGCAGCGGCAGGUGUCGUUCCUGAAGCCGGCUGCGGACACCACCCUGGACAGGAAGGCGUCCAUCGUGGACGAGACCACGGGCAUCACUCGGACGCAGAUGAAAGAGUUCCGCGAGGCCUUCCGUCUCUUCGACAAGGAUGGAGACGGGACAAUCACGAAGGAGGAGCUAGGCCGCGUGAUGAGGAGUCUGGGGCAGUUCGCGAGGGUUGAGGAGUUGCACGACAUGCUGCAAGAGGUCGACAGCGAUGGCGACGGCAACGUCAGCUUCGAGGAGUUCGUCAGCAUCCUCUCCAAGUCCAUGUCAGGGGCUGGUGGCGGGACCAGCUCGGCCGAACAGGAGGAGAGAGAACUCCGGGACGCCUUCCGCGUGUUUGACAAGCACAAUAGGGGGUACAUCUGUGCUUCAGACUUGAGGGCCGUGCUGCAGUGCUUGGGCGAGGACUUGUCGGAGGAAGAGAUUGAAGACAUGAUAAAGGAGGUGGACUCUGAUGGUGAUGGCCGUAUUGACUUUUUGGAAUUCGUCAGAGCUCUCGGCGAGCCGGAAGACGCGUGCGACGACGAGGACGAAGACGACGCGACUGAAACCGAGAUAUCCCUCCCACGAGCGGUCGCGGCCAACUAAAUUUGAGGGUAGUUUUAGGCCCAUAUUGUAAUGACGCAGUUACACUAUGCGAGAAAUUGAUCGAGACGUAUAGUGUAAACACUCACUUCAGUUAGUUUCGUUGUGCGUCACCCAUAUACUUCGACAUGCGUGCUCGUGCUUCGUCUCGGUCAAUUUUCCGCACAGUGUAACUGCGCCAUAAAACUUGACUCAAAACUCGAUUCAAACUCAGGUCUAAUACGUUUGAGUUUUCAAUCUACAUUCAUUAAGUCUUAUUAAUAAUACAGGCCUAUAAACCGUUACUUUAAGCAACGAUUUUGGCGGACUACUAGGGCUUACUAACUCUAGUAUCUUUUUCAAUUCAUCAUAACUAAUUACUUGAUAAAUAAGAAAGGAUGUUCAGAUAGAUUGCCUAAUUAAUAUUUCAAACUAUUUGUCCAAAGAUAUUUAUUUCAACCGAAAACGCAAAAAAUGGGAUUUUGCAGUUGGCUUUUAAUACAGAUUCAGAACGUUUGUAACAACUCCUACAUUUUAGAUAUCUCUGAAUUGCCUAAUGCAAUAUUAUUAACUUUUUACCAGAUAUAUCUUAAACUGUAUUUUCUACAUUGAAUCAAAAAUAACCAUAGUCAUUUAAGAAAACCAAAAUACACUUUUAAAAUAAACUUUUCCAUUUCAUCUAAAAUUAUGCAGCGGACUAUAUUUCUAUGUAAAUUAAUAUUUCCUUAAUUAUUGCUAAGUGUAAGUUACUAAGCUAGGAUUAAUGUAAUCAUCACGACUUUGCAUUAUUGUAUUUACUUAGAAAACGAUAAAAAAAUCGCUUAACGCUAUCUUUUUAAUCGAAGUCAAAGUAUUUUAAAAAAUUAAUACUCAUAUUUAAAAAUAAAAGAAAAACGCACUAUUUAACACGUUUGCGGUCUAAAAAGUUUUAUCACACAACUGAAAAACAUUCUGUAUAGGUACAGUAUGUAGCCUGUGAACGUGUUAAAUAAAAUUUCUUUCAUAUUAUAAUUAAAAUAAUUCAUACUUUUGUUAUAACUAAACAUAUCUUAUAUGAAUUUAUAAUGAUACUAUCGCAAAUGCAGAUGUAAUUUCGAUUUAUUUUAGGAAACAAUAUUCCAAACUAAAAAUGCAUGGUUGGUUAGAGAUAAUUCCUACGGUUCUAUCGGUGUUGUAAAUUAAUCAGACCAAUAUACAAAAUAAAUAAUUCUUAAUUA